Messenger RNA from Microplitis demolitor, 4678 nucleotides. RefSeq names its product tectonin beta-propeller repeat-containing protein (gene Pex23). Gene Ontology annotation, molecular function: carbohydrate binding. The coding region runs from base 228 to 4274 and encodes 1348 amino acids. The transcript has 8 exons. The record is from RefSeq and is a predicted model, not a curated record. Lineage: Eukaryota; Metazoa; Arthropoda; Insecta; Hymenoptera; Braconidae. Gene Ontology annotation, cellular component: membrane.
UUGUUAUUAUUCCGACAUAAAGUUAUUUCUAGUCCUCAAAAGACUGACAGUUUUAGUGAAAUAGGAAAAAUAUUUCCUGCUAAAUUGAUAAGUUGGAAAAAAAAAAAAAUUUUUUUUUUUAUCAAAAUGAAAUAGUUAAAUAUCGAUUUACAUAAUAAUUAAUCCUGAUUUAUGUAUUAAUUAUACUGAUAACAAUUAGUGACAAGUGAAUAAAUUUGAAAAAAAAAAUGCCAAGUACGUAUCUCUACGCAAUAAAUAAUGAGGGCAGAGUAUUUGGAUUAUCAACUUCCGGCCAUAUGUGGCGUGAAUUUACAUAUCUUGGGUUAGAAUUUAAAAGGCUGUCAGCAGUUCCGCAUUUUAUGUGGGCGAUUGGUGGCGAUCGUCAGGUUUACGUUCACGUUCAUGGCUUAGACAUUCCGAUAAGAAUAAAAGAAGAAACUUAUGAGAACGAGCGAUGGCUCCCGCUGGAGGGUUUUAGCGGCCGAUUGUUGCCAACAGACAGGUACAAUUUUUCAAACGCUGAUGGAUCAGUCGACAGAUCGCGUGAUAAAGUAAAACUUCCAUCAAUGGCGUGGCAGUGGGAAGGAGACUGGAAUAUCGAGACUACUUUAGACGGACAGCCUCUGGAUCAUGACGGCUGGACUUACGCCGUUGAUUUCCCAGCGACUUUUUCCACAAAGAAGCAGUGGAAGUCUUGCGUGAGAAGACGCAAGUGGGUGAGGUAUCGGCGUUACAGUGCCAUGAAUUCCUGGUGUGCUAUAGCACCUCUCCAUAAAGACCCAACGAAAGAACCUUUCAUAGACGUGGCCAUCGGUGGCACUCAAAUACCAGGUGGCAGUAUCGGGAGUCUCGUCGUCUGGGCGGUAACAGCUCAUGGGCGAGUGAUGUUCCGUGUCGGGGUGAGUUCAACGUCCCCUGAAGGACAACGUUGGAGUGCCAUUAAAUUAUCUAAUGGUCAAGAGGUAUCACAAGUUAGCGUCGGAGUGACGGGAUUAGGAUGGGCUGUACUUACUGACGGCAAAGCUUUAGUUAGAACUGGUGUCACUCGGGAAAAUCCAAUGGGAGAAGAUUGGAGUCAAGUAGAGCCACCGCAAAAGGAUCUCCGUCUGAUACAAGUCAGUGUAGGCUGCGACGCUGUCUGGGCUGUCACUAACGACGGCAGUGUGUGGUUUAGAAAAGGGAUUAAGGGUGACAUGAGUGGUAUGUGUGAGCAAUUAGCUACAGGAACCGGGUGGGUCGAAAUGGGCAGUAAAAUGGGCUCCGUUUCAGUGGCUCCAAAUGACCAAGUCUGGGCAAUCGGCUACGAGGACAGAUGUUUGUAUUACAGAGCUGGAAUAACGCGUUCAGAAUUGACAGGAAAGAAAUGGAGAUCCCUGACAGCUCCUCUGCAAUUAAGCAGAGCAAGUAGUAGUGCUAGUUUGUCAUCAAACAAUCGCCACAGCAUGUGCGGAACUCCGCAGCAGCAGCGUCAUCAAAGUUGGAGUUCUCUGAACAGACCUCAGAGCACUGGGGAAAGCACUGCUCUGAUCCGCGACUGGGAAGAACAGUCCAGAUCAGCGCCGACUCCCACGUCUUUGAAACUGUGGCAGAAGAAUGAAGCGAGUGGAUCGAAUGGAGGAAUCUCUCAGCAAACUUCCUUCCAGGAGAUGUUCAAUGCCGAUGAAAAAACCCGAUCCGCUGGUUCAGUUAAUUCAGAUGCUGAUUCCGCGGCGAAUAUAACCAUUUCUAACGAGUCUCUUUCGCACAGCGGAGAGUCGACAGUAGUUUCAGGCAAGGGAAUGAGCAGUACUGUCAAAGUCAACCCAGCGGCUUGGAGUCCUGUGCACUCUGUUGGCUCUAUGGUCGGUGUUGAAGCGCACCCGGAAACUGACGGCAGUGUUUUCGACCCCGACUGGACCGGAGAGUCUGGAGUUUAUGGUGAAGACGAAAGCACGGCUGCUAUUUAUUGGGCAGAGUGCGAUGUCCUCUGGUGUAAAGUUGAAGCUGGUGCUUGCUUUGUUGAUUGUACUAACCCUCCUAAGUGGAUUGCUGAUAACUUCGCUUCGAAUCACGGAGAGACUGCUGAGCCCUGGAGGAUUCAUAUCCUUGAAGAAUUAAAAAAUAGAAUGAAGGAUGUCAAUUUUGACAUGUCGACUUGCGAAAAAGCCAUUGAGAGAUCAUCUUGGGUUAAAAAUGGAGAUGCGAAAUGUAAAUUAAAAGGAAGCAAUAAUUAUGAGGACUGUGUGAUAGAACUCGAGUGGAUAAGUAGCGACGGCGGUUCACUAGACUUUGGCACACUGACAGUAUUGAAUGCUGACGGCGCGACGACGGUAAUGCAGUUUCCAGUGACGGAAAUAGUGUGUGUAGUUUGCUGCAGCGAACCAGGGAGUCCAAGACUGGCAAUUCACACCCCGCGGUUACCAAAAUCCAAAGUACUUAGACUCCAGUUUGCCAGCGACACUGAGCUAGAAGACUGGAUAAGUCACAUAACGUCUGUUACGUGUAAGACAAAUAACGUCUACGGGCGACCGGGUCCCAACUCCAUCUGGUCAACGACUGCUCUAGGCGACGUGUUUGUCUACGACCCAGUUGUCGCAGAAGCGAAUCAACUGAUCGACGAUACCUACUCCCAGGAGCUUGAUAUCUCCAGCAAAGAGUUGCCGUUUGAAAGUAUUCUGCACAACGGGUUCAGUCCAGGUCAUGCAUUGCACAUAUCAGUGUGCGUCCACGAUGACGCCGACAGACUGGCCUUCAAUCUUGUCUGCCAUAUGGCGACGGCGAUGAAGUACAAGGCCGCCAAUGAUUCUCAUGACAUAGCAUUCCACUUCAACCCGCGUUUGAAAGAAAAUUUGAUUAUAAGGAACACGUACCAAAACGGACAGUGGGACGAUGAAGAAAGAGCAGGCGGAAGUCCACUGAAACCUGGUACUGAUUUUUCACUUAAAAUAAUCUGCGAGCAAAGAGGCUACCGGAUAUUUAUUGAUGACAAGGAAUACACAUUUUACUGUCACCGAAUACCACCAGACAACAUCACCCACUUGAGGAUAAAAGGACUCAUGACUCUGCAUUCAGUAAUUUAUAAAUCGCCUUCGGUGAUAAUCGAACCGACGUCAAUGUUCUGGAGACAAAUGGGCGGUCAUCUGAGAAAAGUCGAAACCUGCACCGCUGGAAUAACCUGGGGGAUUGGUUACGACAACACUGCCUGGGUAUACACCGGGGGUUGGGGUGGAACUUUUCUCCGAGGACUUGGCACCAGCAAUGCUGACAUCAAUUCAAUGACAGACACCCAUAAUUAUUACGUAUAUGAAAACCAACGAUGGAACCCAGUAACCGGUUAUACCUCGCAUGGUUUACCAACAGACAGGUAUAUGUGGAGCGACGUUACUGGUCGCCAUAAACGAACGAGAGAACUCACUAAAUUGCUGUCCAUGCACUGGAGAUGGGUGUCCGAUUGGAUAAUUGACUUCCACACACCCGGGGGCGUUGAUCGCGACGGCUGGCAGUACGCGACAGACUUCCCGUCGCAGUACCAUGGGAAAAAAAAUUUUACUGACUACGUCAGGCGACGAAGAUGGUUCAGAAGGUGCUUGUUAACUACCAGUGGACCUUGGAAAGAACUUGGGAACACCAAAAUUAUUGACGUGUCUUUGUAUUCACCGGAUAACGUUGGACCCGAUGCUCCAGUUGAAGUCUGGGCAGUUGCCGCCAAUGGUGAAGCUCUCUACCGCCGUGGAGUCUCUGAGUCUUGUCCCAUGGGAGUGUCUUGGGAACACAUACCCAGUGAUCAAGCUCUCACUGGAAUAUCUUGCGGUCCUCUGGGCCAAGUCUGGGCCGUUGGUAAAAAUGGAUCUUCUUACUGGAGGUUCGGAAUCACGAACUCAAAGCCAAUUGGCGAAGUCUGGACCAACGUUGAACCCCCAUCCGGAGCUCAAUUGAAGCAAAUCUCCGUUGGAAAAAAUGUCGUCUGGGCUCUAGACACCGCGGGGAGACUUUCAGUUCGUCGUGAAAUUCAGCCGAAAGUUUUCCCUGAAGGAACUCACUGGCAAACGUUGCCCGCGAUGCCAAAUGACCCGAUUCACAUCGACCUUUCUGUCGUCGCUGCCAAACAAGGAUUCCGUCACGUGUCUGUUUGUCGAGAGUCCGGCAAAGUCUGGGCUAUUUCAGGCGCUGGUAUCGUCUGCCGUAGGAUUGGAGUCACCAGUGAAAAUCCGGCAGGAACUGGAUGGACAACAGGCAUUGGGGCCAAUUGGCAGCACAUAAGUCUCGGAGGUUUUACAGGCGGUAAGAAAAAUUAAACCGUUACUUUACAGUAUUUUAUUUUUUAAAGAGACAAUGGGGCUGAGAUAUUAAUUUACAUAAUUGGUUUAUAAAAAAAUGUAGGCCUAUCGUAGAUACUAGUCAUUUAAUUAAUUUUUUAAACUUAUGAUGAUUACUUAAUUGCCAUUAUUUAUUACAAUUUAUAUCAACAAAUGGUCAUAUAUUUAUAGUUCAUUUCGUACAUUCCUUAUCUAAGUUUUAAUGUAAAGUCAUUUUUUUUUAAUUAAUAUUAUUAAUUAAUAGACAAAAAUUUAGGUUUCGAUGAAUUAUUUUUAUACUAUUACUGCGAAAAUAAAACCAAUUAUAUACAUAUAUAUACUCUGAAUUUGAAAUCUGAGAAUUAACGAAAUUUUUUCAACAGAAUAUAUAAUAUAUUAAUUUA